UUUGCAUUGAGAUAUAUAUUAUUCUUCGAGAAUCCAUUGCUCUCCGAUCUCUACUCCUUUAAUUUAUCAAGAGAUCUACAGAAAGAUUAGUGCUUGAAGGACGAUGCUUUACUAGCUGGGUAUUUUUUUGCUGAUUGUAGGCCUAAUUUCGAGUUUUUUGUUUUGAUUCCACAAAAUAGCAAAACCAAAAUGUAUUGUUAUAAAGGCUUUCUGUAUUUUUCCUUUUAUUGUUUUAUCUCUAGAAAUGAUAAAUAUGUAUUGGGGAUUUAAUGCUGGUUAGGUUAAUCAAGUUUCUCAUUGUUUGCUUGAACUGUUACUGGAAUCUAUUGAGUUUUUCGAGUCUUCUUUAGAUUUAAUCCAAUGACCAAUUCUUCCGUGCUUAACUGUUUGUUUAUUUGAAUCUGUGGUUAUAUGUAGCUGCCAAGUUUAUAUAGUUUGAUCUGUUUUGGUGCUUUUUGUGCAUAAUUAUUAUCCAAUGAUUAAACAUGAGAGAGGAACCUUUGGUGUUGAGAAAGUAUAUCUCUAUCCUUGAAUUUGAUAUAGCUAGGACUUCAAAUUUGAUGUUCUAUGUGGAUUCAUGAAGAUUAGCAGUUGUGUUUGAAGGACUUACAUUUUUACUCUAAAGUACUUUGUUGGUUACCUUUUCUGCAGAUUUGAUCUCUUACCAUUUACAGGAUUAUAUGUUUUUGGCUAAUAAUUUGUCGAUGCAGAUUUGAUUUGUUUUGUUACCUCUCUUAACCUUGUUUCCAAGCAGUCUAGUGUCCCUUUCUAUUACCAAAACAUUAGGCUAAAUGAUGAACAUCAAUCCAAUUUCUUUGUACUCCAUUUCUUUUGCAUUAGCCUUCGUCUCAUUCUAUGUUCUAACCUAUUUUCGCACUCGGCACCUUCAAAAUCGAUGCCCACAAUCAUACCCUAUAGUUGGAAACCUCCUAGGCUUCCUCAGAAACCUCCACCGCUUCCAUGAUUGGGUAGGUGAAUUACUUUCUAGCUCUGACUCCCUCACGAUUCAAGUUAACGGUUUCCUUGGCCUCUCUCACGGCAUUUGCACAGCCGACCCUGCAAACAUUGAGCACCUCCUUUGUUCCAGCUUCUCUAACUACAUUAAAGGCACUCGAUUCAAAUCUGGCCUCGAUGAGCUCCUCGGAAAUGGUAUAUUCAAUGUGGAUGGUGAACUCUGGCUGGCCCAACGCAAGAUUUCCAGCCAUGAGUUUAACACCAAGUCUCUUAAACGCUUCAUCGCAGAUAUUGUCGAGUCUCAGCUCUCAAACCGGUUGAUUCCUUACUUGUCUUCCAUCUGUGACAGUGGCCGAGUGAUCGAUCUACAACAUGUUCUGCAGAGGUUCACCUUUGAUAAUAUGUGCAAUGUUGCAUUUGGAGUCGACCCUGCUUGCCUUGUUGAUUCUGAGGAAAUUAAGACCUCCUCAAACUCAUUGUUCGUUCGUGCUUUUGAUUAUGCUGUGGAAACAAGCUCGAAUAGACUAAUGCAUCCGUUUCCGUUAAUGUGGAGGAUCAAAAGAAGACUGAAUAUUGGAAGUGAGAAGAAGUUCAAGGAAGCUAUACAGAUCAUCAAUGACUAUGCUUUGAGGAUCAUUCAGUUGAAAGAGCAAAACCAGGAGGGCAGUCAGGAUCUGCUGUCGAGGUUCAUGAAUUCGUCGUCAACCCUUAAAUUUCACGACGAAGAUGAACAACGGAAAUUCUUGAGAGAUAUAGUAAUCAGCUUCAUUCUUGCAGGUAAAGAUUCAACUUCAACAGCUCUCACAUGGUUUUUCUGGCUAAUAUCGGGACAUCCUCACUGCGAGCGUGCGAUCCACAACGAGCUAUCCUCAUCAUCUCCCGGGACUCUCAGCUUCGACAAGAUGAAGGACUUGAACUACCUGCACGCCGCAUUGACGGAAUCUCUCCGGCUCUUCCCACCGGUGCCGAUAAAUUCGAGGCUAACGGCGUCCAGCACUACCUUACCUGAUGGUACGUACAUCGGAAAAGGUUGGUUUGCUGAUUACUCUGCUUAUGCAAUGGGGAGAAUGGAGCGAGUGUGGGGUGCCGACUGUAGAGAGUUUAGGCCGGAGAGAUGGCUGGAUGGAAAUGGCGUUUUCCGGCCGUGCGAUCAUGUCAAGUUUCCGGUGUUCCACUGUGGCCCGAGGAUGUGCCUUGGUAAGGAAAUGGCUUAUGUACAAAUGAAGUAUGUUGCUGCUGCAGUAAUGUCUGAGUUCGAGGUUGUCGCCGUGGAUGGCGGUGGAUGUCCGGUGAGGAUGGCGGAACCGCCGUAUAUAUUGUCGCUUCAGCUCAAGAUGAAAGGCGGAUUGCCGGUGGAGCUCCGGCGCCGGAGGAAGUGAGGUGAGUGUUAGCAGGUAUUUAUAACGACAAUAAAAGGUGAACGAGUCUUCUGCACUUGGUUAUAAUGUAUUGGUUUUAAAAAAGUUAGUAUUUAAUUUGUAAAUAAAUAAAAUAAAUAUACGAUAUAUAUGGACUUAGAUUUGCAUUCGAACAUGACACCCCAACAUCAAUAAGUUGAACCUAAACUACUAUUUUAGUUUGAAUUAUAAAUGAGCAAAAUCAAUGAUGUAUCCAUAACAUAUUUUUGGUUAAACUCAAACAUGUACUAAAGUUUGUUUGUUCAA
Molecule: messenger RNA, 2618 nt
Organism: Andrographis paniculata
Lineage: Eukaryota; Viridiplantae; Streptophyta; Magnoliopsida; Lamiales; Acanthaceae
Product: cytochrome P450 94A1-like
Exons: 2
Coding region: 792-2333 (513 amino acids)
Molecular function (GO): oxidoreductase activity, acting on paired donors, with incorporation or reduction of molecular oxygen; iron ion binding; monooxygenase activity
Source: RefSeq, a predicted model, not a curated record